AACAUUUCAUUUCCAUCUCCGCCCUUUUCCCCCUUUUAUCUCUUUCUCUAUCUUCCCUAUCCACAUUUCCACUUCUCAAAACUCGCCGGACCUCCAUCGCCGGCGUAAAAACUCACAAUCUCACCGUCAUGAAUCCGUCACUCCUUUCAACACAACAACAACAACCACCUUCUAUCCUAUUCACUCCAUUUCUAAACCCCACACCUCUCAAAUUCACUACUAAUUCACUCACUUUCACUCGCCGGCGCCACCGUUAUGCUUACCGGAAUCCUUCCGUCAGGUGCUCCGCUUCAUCUCCCGACCAGCCUUCCAGUGCCGCUCCCGUCACCGAUGUUUUCGGAGGAAAGAAGGAGUUAACGGCAUUUCAAUCGAUAAUCGAUUCCAUGACGCCAACAGUUAGGUUGGCUAGCUCAGUUGUUGUAGUUGCGGCUGCGGUUGCGGCUGGAUAUGGAUUAGGGUUGCGUAUCGGUGGGAAUAAGAAUGUUGGUUUGGGUGGAGCUGUUGUUUUGGGUGCUGCUGGUGCUGGUGCUGUUUACGCUAUGAAUUCUUCUGUUCCAGAGGUUGCUGCUGUUAGUUUGCAUAAUUAUGUGGCUGGUUCGGAUCCUGGGUCGGUUAAGAAAGAAGAUAUUGAAAGCAUUGCCAGCAGAUAUGGUGUUAGCAAACAGGACGAAGCUUUCAAUGCAGAGCUUUGUGAUAUAUAUUGCCGAUAUGUUACAUCCGUGCUUCCUUCUGGAGGUGAAGAUUUAAAGGGUGACGAGGCUGAUAUUAUCAUUAAAUUCAAAAAUUCACUGGGAAUUGAUGACCCUGAUGCAGCAUCUAUGCACAUGGAGAUUGGUAGGCGUAUUUUCAGACAAAGAUUGGAAACUGGUGAUCGUGAAGCAGAUGCAGAACAGCGUCGGGCAUUUCAGAAGCUGAUUUAUGUUUCAACACUCGUGUUUGGAGAGGCUUCAGGUUUUCUUUUACCCUGGAAGCGUGUGUUCAAGGUUACCGAGUCACAGGUUGAGGUUGCUAUACGUGACAAUGCCCAACGGUUGUAUGCUUCCAAGCUAAAAUUAGUUACUCAAGAUGUUCAGCCUGAAUAUCUUAUUAGCCUGAGAGAUGCACAACUGCAGUGUCGGCUUUCCGAUGAGCUAGCUGAGGACAUGUUCAGGGAGCAUAGUAGAAAGCUUGUUGAAGCAAAUAUAUCUACAAGUAUGGAUGUACUCAAGUCCAGGACAAGAACUGCCAAGGACGCCAGACUUAUUGUAGAAGAACUUGAUAAGAUAUUAGCAUUCAAUAAUGCACUUGUCUCACUCAAAAGCCAUCCUGAUGCGAGUCGCUUUGCUCGUGGGCUUGGUCCCAUUUCUUUAAUAGGUGGCGAGUAUGAUGGUGAUAGAAAGAUGGACGACCUUAAGCUCCUGUACAGAGCAUACAUUGCUGAUUCUCUAUCAGGUGGCCGUAUGGAGAAAGACAAGCUUGCUACAUUGAGCCAGUUGAGGAAUAUCUUUGGUUUGGGUAAAAGGGAAGCAGAAUCAAUUGCAAUAGACGUCACCUCAAAAGUAUACCGUAAACUCCUUGCCGAGUCUGUAACUGGGGGUGCUUUAGAAGCUGCAGAUAGCAAAGCAGCUUUUCUUCAAAAUCUUUGUGAGCAGUUGCACUUUGACACUGAGAAAGCCAUUGAGAUUCAUGAAGAGAUAUACCGUCAAAACCUUCAACAAUAUGUGAAAGAUGGAGAGCUUAGUGAUGAUGAGGUUAAGUCCCUGGAGAGGUUGCAAGUUAUGCUUUGCAUCCCUAAACAAAUUGUUGAAAAGAUUCAUGAGGAGAUCUGUGGCACUUUAUUUGAAAAGGUUGUUAAGGAGGCUAUAGCUGCAGGAGUUGAUGGGUAUGAUGCUGAUGUCCAACAAGCUGUAAGAAAGGCUGCAUAUGGUUUACGGUUAACAAGGCAGGUGGCCAUGUCUAUUGCUGGCAAGGCGGUACGGAAAAUUUUUAUAAGUUACAUACAAAGAUCACGGGCGUCAGGUAGCCGCACAGAGGCAGCAAGAGAGCUCAAGAAGAUGAUAGCAUUCAACAACUUAGUUGUAACUGAACUCGUGUCAGACAUCAAAGGCGAAUCAUCCGAGACGACCUCAGAAGACGAGAUUAUUGAUGUGGAAGCAAAACCCGUCGAAGAAGUAGAGGAUGAAGAUCAAGAAUGGGAGUCAUUACAGACCCUUCGUAAAAUCAGACCGACACAAAUGACCCAGGGGAAGAAGGGUCAAACAGAUAUAACUCUCAAAGAUGACCUUCCUGAUAGGGACAGAGCCGACCUUUACAAAACCUAUUUACUCUAUUGUUUAACCGGGGAAGUUACAAGAGUCCCGUUUGGGGCUCAAAUCACCACAAAAAAGGACGAUUCUGAGUAUGUCUUUUUAAAGCAAUUAGGUGGCAUUCUUGGGCUGACUGAUAAAGAGAUUGUGGAUGUGCAUAGAAGCUUAGCCGAGCAAGCUUUCAGGCAGCAAGCUGAGGUAAUAUUAGCAGAUGGGCAGCUCACAAAAGCCCGUGUUUCACAGCUAAAUGAGCUGCAGAGACAAGUCGGAUUGCCAUCUGAGUAUGCCCAAAAGAUAAUAAAGAACAUAACGAGCACUAAAAUGGCAGCUGCCCUUGAAACUGCUGUGGGCCAGGGGCGUCUCAGUAUAAAGGAGAUUCGUGAGCUCAAGGGGUCAGGGAUUGAGCUAGAUGUGAUGGUCUCAGAAAGUCUAAGACAGAAUCUUUUUAAGAAAACAGUAGAUGAUAUAUUUUCUUCAGGGACUGGUGAGUUUGAUGAGGUUGAAGUUUAUGAAAAGAUCCCGGAAGAUCUUAGUAUCGAUGUAGAGAAGGCGAGAGGUGUUGUUCAUGAACUUGCACGAACUAGGUUGUCAAAUUCUUUGAUUCAGGCUGUAUCGUUGCUUAGACAGAGGAAUGCUAAAGGGGUGGUUUCUUCUCUGAACGACUUGUUAGCCUGUGACAAAGCCGUACCAGCAUCACCGUUGUCUUGGGAGGUGACUGAAGAGUUGGCAGAUCUCUUUCUAAUAUAUCUGAAGAGUGACCCAGCGCCUGAAAAGUUGUCACGUUUAAAAUACUUGUUGGACAUCAAUGAUGCAACAGCAGAAGCACUACAAGGGAUGAAAGAUCGAGCAAUGCCUAGUAGUGGAACUAGUGAAGAGGAGUUUGUUUUUUGAGUUUUUCCUCCAGGUUUUAAGAGCUAUAGGCAGACAGGCAGGUGUUGUAGGUAAGGGGAUGAGUCUUCCCUGCAGAGUAUUCGAUUGUUCGAAUACGUAUUUGUUUAAAGAUUGUAUUGUUCACCAUAGGUACCGUAAGAUGUUUGAUAGUAUGUACAUUAUGAAACUGGUUUUUGUUGGAUUUCCAGAACUCAGUAAUUUUUGAAUAAACAUGAAUGCCAGUAUUGAGUUGGCUGAUACAUGUGGAUUUAACUA
Messenger RNA from Erigeron canadensis, 3431 nucleotides. RefSeq names its product protein TIC110, chloroplastic. The record is from RefSeq and is a predicted model, not a curated record. Gene Ontology annotation, cellular component: TOC-TIC supercomplex I. Gene Ontology annotation, biological process: protein import into chloroplast stroma. The transcript has 16 exons. NCBI's taxonomy places the organism in Eukaryota, Viridiplantae, Streptophyta, Magnoliopsida, Asterales, Asteraceae. The coding region runs from base 129 to 3176 and encodes 1015 amino acids.